GGUGAAGGUGGGAAAGGACGAGGCCCCGUCUGGAUCCCUGUGUGAGCCUGCUCAGGCCAGCACUGGUGAUCGCAAGGUGCAGCAGUGUGAAGGGUUGAGGAUCCUCCCUGAAGAUCUGAAGAUCCCAGUUCUGUUUCAGCCCUUAUUUCCUGGGACCCGCAUACAGAUCCAGGGCACUGUGCCGACAGAGCUGAUCCAUGUGACUAAAGUGCCAGUGAAACAAGUGCCGCUUCAAACGCAGUCUGUAGUGAAGCCGUCAGUAAAGAUUGAAACUAAAAAUGUUCCACUCACAAUACUGCCCUCCGAUUCAGGUAUGCCAAAUGCUCCAUUUAGCAAGGACAAAAGUGGCCAUGUAAAGCGUCCAAUGAACGCAUUUAUGGUGUGGGCUAGGAUUCAUCGGCCUGCCCUAGCAAAAGCUAACCCAGCUGCCAAUAAUGCAGAAAUUAGUGUUCAGCUUGGACUGGAGUGGAGCAAACUGACUGAAGAGCAGAAGCAGCCCUAUUAUGAUGAAGCUCAGAAACUAAAACAAAGGCACAGUGAGGAAUUUCCUGGUUGGGUUUAUCAACCACGACCAGGCAAAAGGAAGCGUUUUCCACUGCCUGUCUCUGAUGUAUUUUCCGGCACUUCUCAGAGUAUCAUCACUACAAAUCCAGCUGGCAUUUGUCCCUUCCAGUCACCUGCUUACUCUGUUGUCAUCCCCAAUGUUAAGAGCGUUAUUGGACAUCCAGUCUGUGCGCCUCCUCCUGCCAUCUGUCUGCCGGCUUCUUCCAUUCAACAUGCUGGUCCAGUUGCUGUUUUCCACACUGCUAGUGCAAGCACUACAUCAGUAGCUGUUCCAGCUCCAACCCUGCCCCUGUACCCUGUAAUUUCACCACAGCACUUUGCUGAGCCUGCUGAGACAGCAGCUCUUAAUGUAUCAUCUGGGCUCAAUUGCUCUCUGAAGAGACCUACACCAGUUUUCAUUGAGAACUUCAGCAGAAACCCAAGUAACAUAACCACCACUAAUGGUGGAUUUUCUAUCUCUAAUAGUGAGCCCCCAAAGGAGUACCCAGGGGUUUCUAUUUUUCCUAGAGGUGUACCUCUUCCCCAGGCUACCCCUUUUCUUCACUCACAUCUAUGUGAGUCUCCUGCCACUGGUCAGCCAGCCAGUCUGUUUGGAGUAUCUCCUCAGUUUUCAUUUCACUACCCUUACUGUGUACCUGGAUCUCAGUAUUUCCCCUCAAGCACGUGCCCAUUCAGCCAACAUCCGUUUGGCUGUGACAAUCUCUCCAGCUCAGUGCCUGAAUGCCUUGGCUUUUAUGAAGACAGGUACCAAAGACAGGAGAUGUUUUCAGCUCUGGGUGGAGACUAUCCUUUCAAGGAAUACCCAGAAGAAAGUACACCUGAGAACUACCGCAGCUGUGAGAGCCUUGAACCCAGCAGCAGUAAGGACAAGCGGUAUUUAAGCCCCCUACCACAACUGGAUGUUGAAGAACUGCAGGAGGUUUUGUCAGCCACCCCAUCUACUCCCUCCACCAUCCACAUAGUCAAUGUAACUGACAGUGAUGAGGAAGAAGCAGCAAAGUUGUUGCAAGAAUUGUAA
Cariama cristata (Red-legged seriema) is the source of this 1582-nucleotide messenger RNA. RefSeq names its product SRY (sex determining region Y)-box 30 (gene SOX30). The record is from RefSeq and is a predicted model, not a curated record. Gene Ontology annotation, biological process: regulation of transcription by RNA polymerase II. Gene Ontology annotation, molecular function: sequence-specific double-stranded DNA binding; DNA-binding transcription factor activity, RNA polymerase II-specific. The annotation marks the transcript as partial. Gene Ontology annotation, cellular component: nucleus. Lineage: Eukaryota; Metazoa; Chordata; Aves; Cariamiformes; Cariamidae. The transcript has 5 exons.